This is a messenger RNA of Pangasianodon hypophthalmus (striped catfish), 7886 nucleotides long. RefSeq names its product RIMS binding protein 2b (gene rimbp2b). Gene Ontology annotation, molecular function: protein binding. The transcript is spliced from 27 exons. NCBI's taxonomy places the organism in Eukaryota, Metazoa, Chordata, Actinopteri, Siluriformes, Pangasiidae. The record is from RefSeq and is a predicted model, not a curated record. Gene Ontology annotation, biological process: neuromuscular synaptic transmission. Bases 754 to 5094 code for a protein of 1446 amino acids.
GCUGCUCUCUCUCUCUCUCUCUCUCUCUCUCUCUCUCACGCGCGCGCUCUCUCUCUCCUCUCCGGUCCUCUCGGUGUCUCGUGCGCUCUCUCAUUGGAUCUCCUGCGUCUCGCGCUCACUGUUUCUGAGACGCUGCUCCCAAAACCGGCCAAGCGACCCGCGGAUAUUUGCCCUUUUUUUUCCUUCCCCAUCAACAACAACAACAACAACAACAACAACAACCUCACAGUCCGGCGGCGCAGUAGGAUACGGCAGCGCUCACACGGAAAGGGGGGGUCGGAGCCGCCGUUAUUAACGGACGCAGCGCAGCGGAGGAAGCCACCGAGCAGACAGAAGCUGAGGACCGACGUGCUCCUGCUGCACAGAACAGAUUUUCAGCCUCAGCACGUAAAGGCGUAUCGUCUCCCAGAGGAAAGACAACACGUCCCUCUCCUACAGCAGCACAGCCUACAGGAGACGGAGAUCAGCAAGAAGAGAAACGAGUGCGACGUUCUCGAAGAGGGGGUGAAGAAAAAGAGCCAGUCAUGUCAAACCUUGGAGAGUGAGCUCCAGAAUGUUUUGCAGAGGAAAACGCAUUUAAAUGUGCACUCACUCUCCGACAUCCAGAAGACCACAGAGUGUGAGCAGGUGAAGUAUGAGUAUGAGCGCCUGUGGGAGGCUCUGUGUGCAGUGACUGUGGAGAGAGAUUGUGCUCUGUGGGAGAGGACUCAGCUCCAAGGCAAGCUGGAGAACCUAGAGCAGGUGCUGAAGCAUAUGCGCGAGGCUGCUGAGAGGCGGCAGCAGUUAGAGUUGGAACAUGAACAGGCCCUGGCCGUCCUCAGUGCCAAGCAGCAGGAGAUUGACCUUCUGCAGAAGGCUCAGGUUGAGGCAAAGAAGGAACAUGAAGGCGCCGUCCAUUUGUUAGAGAAUCACUUGGACAGCAUGCAGGCGAAGGUGAGGGAGUUGGAGGAGCGAUGUCGGACUCAGAGCGAGCAGUUUAACAUGCUGUCGAAGGAGUUGGAGCGCUUCAGGCUGCAGGCUGGGAAGUUGGACCUGCUCGGCUCCGGACAGCUGACGACGGGAGGAGACUCGCCCGACUCGCCCAGCAAAACAUCUUCACUUUGCUCGCUCCUCAACGGCCUGGGCAAGGGCAGUGAAGGCUCCUUGAGCAAGUCUGUGAUCUCGGAGUUCAUUCGACCUCUGCAGAUGAGCGCAGGAGAGAAGGCAGAGCUGCUGUCCAUCAAACCCAGCUUCCUGUCCCGGAGCACACCCUCCAGCCCCCGGCGAACCUGUCUCUCCGAGGUCCGACCGAUCUUCACUGCUGCUAUGGAGAGAGAGCUGAACCUGUCUCCUCGUGCCAAGCCCAGGUUAGCGGGAAAGGUCCGGCUGUGUGUCGCCCGCUAUAAUUAUAAUCCAUAUGAUGGCCCUAAUGAGCAUCCUGAGGCUGAGCUCCCCCUGGUGGCCGGGAAGUACCUUUACGUUUACGGGACCAUGGAUGAAGACGGCUUCUAUGAAGGGGAGCUGCUGGACGGCCAGCAGGGCCUCGUCCCUUCCAACUUCGUGGAUUUCGUCCAUGACGACGACUUCGCCUCGUCUUCGAAAGAACCGUCCUACCUCAACUUCACCUUCAACCACAGCAGCAGCCCAGCGUCAGUACCGAGCAGCGCAGUGAGCACGCUCAGUACACUGCUCUCUGAGAAACUGGAGGCCCUGAGCUCCUGCACGGGCACGGGGACGAGCAGCAGCAGCGGCGUUAGCAGCAUGGGAAUGGGCGUCGAGCUGGGCGUCAUAGGUUCUGGCUUGGCCAAUGAGCCCCUGGCUCCCUGUGGCACGAGCUCGGGCACGGCCAUGCUGGAUGUGAGCGUGGAUGAAGUCGGAGAAGACGUAGUGCCUUACCCACGGCGCCUGUCACUCAUCAAACAGCUUGCGAAGAGUGUGAUCCUGAGCUGGGAGUCUCCUCUGGUGCCACCCAGCUGGGGAUCCAUCAGCAGCUACAACGUGCUCGUGGAUCAGGAAGUGCGCGCCAGCGUGCCAUGCAGUGCUCGCACCAAGUUUCUAGUGGAGAAGCUGAACCUGGCAUUACGCGCCCACCGUAUUUCGGUGCAGAGCGUGACAGAGCGCGGCGUCUCAGACCCACUGCGCUGCACGCUGAUGGUCGGGAAGGACGUAACGGUGGCACCGUGCCAGCUGCGUGUCGACAAGGUGGCUCAGAACUCAGCCGAGCUCUCCUGGAUGCCCAGCGACAGCAACUACAGCCACACCGUCUUCCUCGACGGAUCCGAGUAUGACGUGGUCAAACCAGGAGGGUACAAGUACCGCUUCUACAACCUCAAACCAAUGACUGUGUACAAGGUGCGCGUGGUGGCAAGACCGCAUCAGAUACCCUGGCACUUACCUUUAGACCAGAGAGAGAAGAUGGAGACCACGGUGGAGUUCUGCACUCAGCCUGCUGGUCCGCCGUUCCCUCCGCAAGACGUCCAGGUGCAUUGUGGGACAUCACCGGGGGUGCUGCAGGUGCGCUGGAAGCCCCCUCCUCUCACACCAAGCGGCACCUCCAACGGCGCCAACGUCAUGGGCUACGUGGUCUGCACCAAAGGUCAAAAGGUCGCAGAGGUGAUGUUCCCCACAGCGGAAUACGUGACAGUGGAACUGAAUCGUAUCCAGUGUCUGGAAGCACGUGAAGUUGUCGUACGCACCAUCUCAGCUCAAGGCGAGUCGCAAGACUCCAACGCUGCCUCUAUCCCACACAACCUACUGCCGCCUCCACCCCAGUCGCACCCUCACCCAUCCCCCUUUCCCCCAAACUACCCACAGAGCUUCCCCCACCCACAACCACAACCACCACCAACACCAACGCCACACACACAGCCACCUCCUCCUCACCCUCAACCUCAGAUCCACCCUCCACCCUCUGCUCAGCCUUUCCCCAAACCCAAACUCCUCCCAAGUGCCCGAGAUGCCCACGCCAAAGAGCCAGAGGCAGGCAGGAGGCAGUGCCAGCCAUGGGAGCCUCACCAACGAGCCCCAUCGCCCCUGCCACCCCCAACCGCCGGGGGUCCUGGACUGGAGCCGCCAGUACCACCACCGCAUGUGGCCCAGAGGAUCCUGCCCCAGCCUCAGGGAACGCCAAUCUCCAACACGGUGGCACGCGCCAUGGCGAGGCAGGCAGCCCAGAGACAAGGCACCAACCACAAGCCGGAGAGAAGGAACAUCUUCAGUGAGAGGAAUAAUACUCCUCACUCCGACGAGGAGGACGAUGUUUACGACUCGUCCCACACCAGGCGGAGAGGAGCCUCGGUGGACGACUUUCUCAGGGGCUCUGAACUGAGCAGACAUCACCACCACUACUCCCACAGCGAGGAGUACUACACGGAGAGCAGCCGAGGUUCGGAUCUGUCCGACAUCAUGGAGGAGGACGAGGAGGAGCUCUACUGCGAGAUGCAGCUGGAGGAAGGCCGCCGGAGGAGCAUCAGCUCACACAACACACUGAAGGCGUACUACAGACGCCAGGACCUGUUGGAGGAGCAGGAGAGCUGUAACUGGGACCUGCAGCGGGAGGUGGUCCGCCAGCGCUCGAUGCGUUCUCCCAAGCGCCUCCACAGCAUCCCUGAGGUGGCCGAAGAGGAGCAGGAGGCUGGUGCUGAGCAGAAAACACGGAAAGAGGAGAAAGCAAGAGAAUCUGAACGGCUAUCUUCAAACACCCAUAUUCUGAAGCAGUUCCAGCGGCGCCGAUGCUUUUCAGCAGAGGACAGAACCUCAACCUGGGGCAGCAGGCAGAACACCAAAAGCCCAGACAGUGGCCUGGACUGUGGGAGUGAAGAUGAGAGCUUGCUGGCCCCCCGCGUUGGCUGGAACUGGCAUUGCAGCAGCAGCAUCCACAGCGAGGGCCCAGCAGAGCGUCGUGCACUGGCAACAGGCAGGAAGAGGACACUGACGCGCCAGUGUGGCGUGGAGGAGGACUUCCUGGACACAGCGGGUGACCUGAGGGAGUCGUACCACCACUACUACCGUCCACAUAUUUAUCACCAUCUUCACCAUCUCCAUCGGCCUCGGCACAGGUUCCGGAGCGAGAGCAGGCUGAGUGAGGUUGGCAGGAGCUAUAGCAGGGACAUUAGGGCUCACUCUGUGGCCAGACUCAACAGAGCUGUGGAUGAACCUCUGAUUUUAGGGAACUCUUCCUCCAUGGGACGCUCGGAUCGACUGGAGCAGUCCAGCCGUCGGACGAAUCAUGGAUGUCCUCCCCCUCAGAGAAGGCCCAUGAUGGUUCCUUCCAUUGAGGUCACAGUGGAGAAUAACAGUGAGGGGAACCUCUCACCUGUCAAGGAUGAUGUUUACUAUGGCAGUGUAGUGCGCCGCAGGAAAUGCCCACCACUACAAUCAGAGCAACAAUAUGGCGGUUACAGAGGACGGGACAGACGCUCACCAGACUACUUUGAUGAGUCGGAGACGGACAGCAUGGCCAGGAUUUUUGUAGCUCUGUUUGACUACGACCCCCAGUCCAUGUCCCCAAACCCUGAUGCCACAGUAGAGGAGCUUCCCUUCAAAGAGGGCCAGAUCAUAAAGGUGUUUGGAGAGAAGGACAUGGACGGGUUCUACAGAGCGGAAGUCUGUGGCCGGAGAGGUCUCGUUCCGUGUAACAUGAUAUCUGAGAUCGAGACGGAGGACGGCGAGAUGAUGGACCAGCUUCUUCAACAGGGCUUCCUACCACUGAACACACCAGUCGAAAAAAUCGUGAACUGUGAUCGGUUCAAAGAUGGCCGCUCACUAAAUCGCAGGUUUCGGAAAUCCAAGAGAGAGCGGAACAGGAGGAGUGGACGGCACCCGAUGUCCACGCGCCGGAUGGUGGCUCUGUAUGACUACGACCCCAGGGAGAGCUCGCCAAAUGUAGAUGUAGAGGCUGAACUGACCUUCUGUGCCGGAGAUGUGAUAACGGUGUUUGGGGAAAUCGAUGAAGACGGGUUUUAUUAUGGUGAAUUGAACGGGCACAGAGGUCUGGUGCCCUCCAACUUUCUGGAAGAAGUGCCUGACGAUGUGGAGGUUUUCCUCACCGAGCCACAGGAUCACCCAGGCAGGACCAAGAGCAAAAGGAAGAAGAGCGUUCAUUUCACUCCGUAACGGCUCAGUGCACCUCACGUAAGUGAGCGACUGAUGAUACCAAGACUAACACUGUCCUCGUCUAAUGCAGGUGACAUGGGUAGCCUUUAAUGUUUACCCCCUGACAAAGGGGUGUAUACACACACACAUACACAGAAACACACACACACACACACACACAAGUCAGCAAUGUACAGACCAAGACAUGCAAUAUAGACACGCUUUACAUACACACAGCUCUAAAGACACACAUUGUUAAAUAAUAUGUAAAAGCUACAUAGUUAACUUGUUACUCAGGCAUCGACACAUCACAUGAUCUCAGUAAGAAAAUACAACUUUAUGAUGAUAAUAUGAUGAUAUUAACGGAAUGGUUUGGUGAAAAAAAAUUCAAUUUAUACAAUAUUCUACUUAACCUAAAUGUAGUCUAUCAGCCGAGCUGUCUGGGUUAGUUUUUGUCCUUUAGUUUUGCACUGGAAAUCCAAGUAGGGGUUGCACAAAUGCUAAUUUUUACUAGUCAAUGAUUAUUUAAAAAAAAAAAAGUAGUUAACUAAAAGUAGUCUGUUGUGUUCUGUUCAGGGCAUUGUUAUUUUUAGGAUGUUUUAUUUGUGUAGCAAUGAACGUGUCAAACAACACUUCAGUUAACAGUCAUACACAGGCUAUAGGCUAUGAACAUUUCCAGUAUGAGCCCUGGGAUGAGCAACAGGACAGUCUUUAUGAUUACAGCAGCAGAUCUUCAGGCAAAAUUUUCCACGUCUUGGUUGACUGACUCCAUUUGGGAAGUGGAAAUUGUGUAAAUUAAAAAUAUCUUCACAUGAGGCAGUAGUAGGUCAGUGGUUAAGGUUCUGUAAUCAGAUGGUUGUGAGUUUGGAUCCCAUCACUGCCAGACAGUCACUUAAAUGCAUAAAACGCAUAAAACAUACACACCUCCUCCUUCACAGAUCAAGCACUUUAUUUCAUGUUACACUGCAGUCAUUAAUACACUCUCACCGGCACUUCUAGCCACACUCUUGCUACCUCACAUUUAUUGACUCCUUGCCUGUGAUUGGACGAACAGAAAGCAGAGAUUGUUCUGCUCAAGUACCAUGAGAAAGUGAAAACCCGCAAACUCUGCAUUAGACGGGCCGAGCUGGUAUCUUCAGUCGGUUCUCUGGGUGUUUGUACAUGACAGUGUCCGUCUCAUUGACUCCUGCUGUAACUCAUGACUCAAGCUACAUGGGCGCUGUUGCACAGCAGAGGUCCGAGUUUGAGCUCCCUCUUUCCCUCCCUCCCUCUUCGACCCCCGUAGCGUGGACGCCCCUGUAGUAGAAACGAACCCUCCCUUCCCGGCGAGAAGCUGUGCACCAGACAAGAUCGCACUUACCUAAAAUGAGCAAAAUGGAAUUGGCACAUUUUUAAUGCAUCAUGGAGUGAUGUCUGGGGUGCGGUUUUGCUCCAAGGAACGGCAACAAACACCAAUAAAACAUCAUUUCUACCCCUUUUAGAGAGUAGAUUUCCACCAUCAGCAUUAGUUUGUCACAUUUUUUUCUUCUCAUUUUAGUAGUUUUUAGUCAAUUAAGAUCUUGACAUUUGUAAAUGAAGUGUGUGUUUAAAGCAGGUUUGAUUUGGCUUCAGGUCCCUUGGCGAAGUUACCAUGCAGAAAGGUGAUAGAUUACAUCAGAGACUGGUAAAUUAAACACUCGUCUUUUUCUCUUUAUCACCAUUAAUUUGAUAAAAUAUACACAUUUCCCCCAUGCCCCUGAAGGUGUGAUGUAGUAAAUGAUAUAGAAGGAAUUGUGAACUGUGUUUCCUGGCCUUCAUUACAGCAGAGUGAUAUUUAGAACGGAGUGAGACUGAGACAUCCGUCAUUUAGGUUUUGUCCCUCUGUGUGUAAAAAACAAUGACAGCUCUGUAGUAAUCAUAGAUAAACAUAUUAGACCACUAGAUAGUGAAAUAAGUGUCCUUUACUGACUCACACUGAUUUUUGCCAAGGUAUUUUUUUAAGAUAAUAUUUUUCUGCUGAGAACAAGUGCAUUUUAUGGGGAAAAAAAAACAACUCAGAGGUCUAUCUUACCAUAAUACGCAAUCUUUUAAAUUGGAUUGGAUUGGUAAAUUUGCUAAGGUGUAAAUUUUUCUCUCAAUACAGCUUAUCUAGACAUUCAUAAGCUAACAUCAGUGACUCUCAUAACUUUUACAACAAAAUGUACAAUUAUUAAAUUUAGGCGAUGUUGCUAUAAAACAUCCCAGUUUUUAUUUUGUCCAGCUAUCUCCAUGUCUAAUGUGUAUAUCUAUGAUCCCAAUCCACAUUGUACCACAUUAAGACAGACAAGAAAACUGUGUAUAAUAUUAUUAUUAUUAUUAUUAUUAUUAUUAUUAUAGAAACCAGAAUAUUCAAAGCACCUUUUUAUGCAUUUUCAAUCUCUCUCAAUCGUAGCAUUUGCAUCACAAACACAUUUUUUUAAUGAAGAGGAGGGGAAGGGAAUACUUUUUCCGUCUAUUUUGAACAUACAGACAGUGAAGCUGUAUACACAGUUGUUCUGUGGAGGGACUUUCUCCCUGUGUACUGUACGGUGGCCCUGCUGGGACAGAAAGGACUUGAUGGAGAUGGAGGGUUGGAUGUGCAGUGGGAUGCUGUGAGAGAAAAUCAGAAACAAUGACAGUUUUUUUCCUGAACUGUCCCUUACGGGUCUCCCAUUAGGUUCCUGUGGAAAAAGCAGGGGGCUCUCCGAGACGAAGCACCACCUCCAUGGUGCGCCCCCACGUCCAAGGCUCUGGCCCCGCCUCCCAGGGGCCAGGGAGCCCCGCUGCGCGACGGCCCCGAGCCGAACCUAAGAAAC